GACUCGCCAUUUUGUUUCGGGUGAUGGCGACUGUGGUGCUCUGGAGCUGGGGAGUGUAGUGCGGGCCCGGCCUGCGGGGGGACUCGCUUCUCGGACAGUUGUUGUUACUGUGAGUUCCCUCCUCCUCGCUGCAUCCCCUGGUGAUGUACGGAGGGGCCGGAGGUUCUCGCCGGACCGCAGAAGAAGCAGGCCCGCCGCCCCUAAUGUUGUUGUCAGGCGGGGGAGCGGCCCCCGGGCCCCCCGGAGGAGGUGGAGGAGGAGGUGGAGGUGGGAAUAGCCGUGUGGAGCUGCUGGUGUUCGGCUAUGCCUGCAAGCUGUUUCGAGAUGAUGAGAAGGCUCAGUACCAGGAGCAGGGGCGACACCUUAUUCCUUGGAUGGGAGACCCCAAGAUCAUGAUCGAUAGCCAAAUGGCUAGGGGCCGAGCCUAGCCAUGAUUUUACCUGCAAUGGACGCAAGUUUCUAUGGUGAAGAUAUCUCCUGAGAGUUCGGGACUAGCAGAAAGAAGCGAGGAAAUUUCGACCGUUUGGUUCUUACGGAUAGGUAUGAUGGACGUGGUCACCUGCAUGACCUUUCUGAAUAUGAUGCUGAAUAUUCCACGUGGAACAGAGAUUAUCAGUUGUCCGAAGAGGAGGCUAGAAUAGAAGCCCUCUGUGAUGAAGAGAGAGGAGGAAUACAAAAGACUGAGCGAAGCUCUGGCAGAGGAUGGUACCUAUAACGCAGUGGGGUUCCGUUAUGGCAGUGAUUAUUAUGACCCUUCAGAACCCACUGAGGAGGAGGAGCAUCAACCUGCGAAACAAAGAGAAGCGGCUCAGACAGAAAAUGUAGAAGAAAAUGAAGAACCUUUUGUGGCCCCUCCGGGACUGAACGUACCUUCUGAUGUGGAGCUGCCACCAACAGCAAAAAUGCACGCGAUUAUAGAGCGAACUGCCAACUUUGUCUGCAAGCAGGGAGCACAGUUUGAGAUCAUGCUAAAAGCCAAGCAAGCACGCAACUCCCAGUUUGACUUCUUGCGAUUUGAUCACUACCUCAAUCCCUACUACAAAUUCAUUCAGAAGGCCAUGAAAGAGGGACGAUACGCUGCUCCUUCUGAAAAUAAAGCGGACGAGAAAAAACACUCGAGAGUCAAAUCUGAGGAAGAAGAGGAUGAUGACGAUGAUGAUGAUGGAAAUUACCUGCAUCCGAGUCUCUUUGCAUCUAAAAAAUGCAGUAGGCUUGAAGAGCUCAUGAAGCCUCUGAAGGUUGUGGACCCCGACCAUCCCCUCGCAGCGCUGGUGCGCAAAGCGCAAUCAGAUAAUAGCUCAUCCACCCCCCAGUCAACAGACGGGGCAGCUGUGCAGACAUCCCAGGCAGAAUAUUCCUCUGAUUCAACUGUGGCAGCCAUGUAUUAUAGUUACUAUAUGCUGCCCGAUGGAACCUACUGCCUCGCGCCUCCACCUCCAGGAAUAGACGUUGCCACGUACUACAGCGCGUUGCCCGCAGGGGUGACGGUAUCGAGCGCUCCGGGGGUGGCGACCGUCCCCCCGCCCCCCGGCACGACCCCCCCGCCUCCCCCUGACGCCAGUGACAGCAGCACCGGCCUGACUCCUACCACAACCUCCACAAGCACAAUUACUCCGGUGGUUGCCAUUAUACCUCCACCCCCAGAUAUCCAGCCUGUCAUUGAUAAGCUUGCUGAGUAUGUUGCUAGGAAUGGGAUAAAAUUUGAAACCAGUGUUCGUGCCAAGAAUGAUCUCAGAUUUGAGUUCCUGCAGCCGUGGCACCAGUAUAAUGCUUAUUAUGAAUUUAAAAAACAGUUCUUCCUUCAAAAAGAAAGCAAUGACAACUGUCAGGGAGUAUCCUCAUCUGAAGAUGUUCCAGCAGAAACUGCCGGGGACACCUCCAGUGAGCCUCAGUUUACAGAUGAACAUGCACCCGAAGAUGCGUCUGAGCCAAGUGCUAAGGGACUCCCAGGAACUAAAAAAGAUGUUCCUCCUAAAGCCGUCAGUGAUGGCAAAUUGGUGAAAGCAUCAUUUGCUCCAAUAAGCUUUGCAAUCAAGGCCAAAGAAAAUGACCUUCUUCCUUUGGAGAAAAACCGUGUCAAAUUAGAUGAUGACAGUGACGAGGAGGAAGAAGAGGGCAAGGAAGGCCAAGAGAACGCUCACAGUGCUUCAAACCACACUCCAGCCGUGCCCGCGCCUUGUGCUGCUGCUGAGGAGAAGAAGCCUCAGCUGACCCAGGAGGAGCUGGAAGCCAAACAAGCAAAACAGAAGCUGGAGGACAGAUUAGCAGCUGCAGCAAGAGAGAAGCUUGCACAGGCUUCCAAAGAAUCAAAAGAAAAGCAGCUACAAGCAGAGCGCAAAAGGAAAGCUGCACUGUUCUUACAGACUCUGAAAAACCCUUUGGCAGAGGCAGAAACAGAGAAAAUUGAAGAGAAUUUCAAUAACGAGAGUGUCAAUAGUAUACCCUGUCCUGUGGCUGCAGUCAGAGCUCUGCCCACCUUAGAAGUUAAACAAGCAGAAAGGCCUUCAAGCAAAGGCAGAGAUCCUCCUAGGGAUGAAGAGAAGGAAAAGAAAAGAAAAAAGCACAAGAAAAGAUCUCGGUCAAGAUCUCGAUCGCCGUUCAAGUAUCAUUCGUCGUCUAAAUCCAGAUCUAGAUCCCAUUCAAAAGCAAAGCACUCACUUCCCACUGCCUAUAGAACUGUCCGGCAUUCAAGGUCUCGAUCGAGGUCGCCCAGGAGGCGGGCGCACACCCCCGAGAGGCGGCGGGACGAGCGGAGCGUUCCCACAGCUUAUCGCAUCAGUAACAGUCCUGGGAACAGCAGGAAGCGCCCGCGGUCCAAAAGUCCCCAUGAAAAGAAGAAGAAGAGGCGGUCUAGGUCACGUACCAAGUCCAAAGCUCGGUCUCCUUCACCAUCCACGUCACCGGGCAAACCAUCCACACACAAAAAUUCUGUACAUUCAGCUAGUGUCUCUCCUGUGGAGAGCAGGGAAUCCAGCCAGGAACGCUCCAGAGGAGUUUCUCAGGAAAAAGAUGGCCAAAUCUCUUCAGCAAUUGUGUCUUCAGUGCAGAGUAAAAUCACUCAGGAUCUAAUGGCCAAAGUGAGAGCAAUGCUUGCAGCUUCCAAAAACAUCCAAACCAGUGCCUCCUGAGACCCGUUCAACUGCCCCCCAGAAAUCGUGUGGAAAAGAACAAUUUUUUAAAGAACUGCCUCAUCUCCCGCGUACAGCCGAGCUCGGCUGCCCGCUCCGCAGCCCGUCUGCUCCGCAGCCCGUCCGGCGCCACCGGGACUGCGGGAGCUGAACCUUCCUGUACAGAAGCGUCUCCUUGAAAUUUCAUUAAACUUUUUCAGCCGGAAUAUCUUUGGAAAGUUUUUGGUUUUUGUAAAUUGAUUUUUUGACUAAUUCCUCAGUAACAUUUUAUGAUCAGCGGUCUAUAUGUGUAUAUUUGUAAAUAUCAUGUUUCUGUGAAAGAAGUAUUACACAAUAAUAAAGAAGGAAACAUCUUUCAUUA
Columba livia (rock pigeon) is the source of this 3489-nucleotide messenger RNA. It is a transcript of the gene SFSWAP, whose product is annotated as splicing factor SWAP. Gene Ontology annotation, biological process: RNA processing; mRNA 5'-splice site recognition. Gene Ontology annotation, molecular function: RNA binding. The record is from RefSeq and is a predicted model, not a curated record. NCBI's taxonomy places the organism in Eukaryota, Metazoa, Chordata, Aves, Columbiformes, Columbidae. The coding region runs from base 654 to 3128 and encodes 824 amino acids. The transcript has 19 exons.